Molecule: messenger RNA, 4405 nt
Organism: Exserohilum turcica Et28A
Lineage: Eukaryota; Fungi; Ascomycota; Dothideomycetes; Pleosporales; Pleosporaceae
Exons: 4
Coding region: 22-4113 (1363 amino acids)
Biological process (GO): transcription-dependent tethering of RNA polymerase II gene DNA at nuclear periphery; poly(A)+ mRNA export from nucleus; protein import into nucleus
Cellular component (GO): nuclear pore outer ring
Molecular function (GO): protein binding; structural constituent of nuclear pore
Source: RefSeq, a predicted model, not a curated record
CCUACCAACCCACCGCCCAUCAUGUUUUCACCAGAGGCUUCCAUCCAGAGUGCGCGCAGCUCUCUGCGCAAUCCCCGACGGCGCCAGCGCAAGGACUCGGACGGCCCCCAGCAACAGCGAAGCCGGAAGCGCAGUAAGCUCAACGACGACACGUUCAAGGACCCAACCGACGCGCAUAUCAAUGGCAACGGAAGCGCCCUGAUGAACGGCCAUGCGGUUCAGAGCGUGGAAAACUCGGUUGUGCUGGUCGACAUGCCUGUCCGCGAAAAGAAGACGGCGCCUAAGCAGCGCGCGCCCAAGGAAGAGACUGGCUCAUAUCUUACAAAAAACGUGAACUACAGCGUCAAGAAACUCCCCGGCUUUCCGUCAGCGCUUCUCCGCCCAUCCACCCCGAUAUAUGCGACCGCCCUCCCAUCCGCCGGUCUUGCGCUCGCCCUGACGUCUGAUAGAGCCCUCGUCUGGGACUACAACACCCCCAACGGCCCUACCAAGGUUCUAUCCCUGAACCUGGGAUUCGGUCUGAGGCCAUCCGAGCCGCUGCCACUAGGUGCCAUCGUUCGCAACGGGCCCACAAACGACUUUGGCGUCGUCGCACUGGCGCCUUCGACAGGCAAGAUCUGCUUCUGGGAGAAUAUCGACAGCGCCGACACCCGAAGUCUCUAUCCUCAGCGCCAACAAGGGGUGGAGGGCUUUGUUAAACUAUACUCUGGCGAAACCAUAACCGAUCUGGUCGAUGUCGAGCACGCGGGCCAUGUCCUUGUCUUCAGCAGCGGCAGGCUAGCCCAACUCACCUUGCGCGACUCACAAGGCAGGCCGAACGUGACAACCACAGUUUUAAGCGCACCCAACAGUUCGGGAAGCAGCUUUUUCAGCCUCAAGGGUCUCCUCGGAGGAUCGGUUCGCAAGACUAUUGCUUCGGUCAAGGCGCGCACGUCGCAGUCAAAGGGUCACAUGGACGUGGUCUCAGCAACAAAGAACGGACUCUUCCAACUUUGGGACUUGAGCUGGUCAGGACAACACACGCAUCAACGGGAUAUAGAUGUACACGAUGCGGUAUUGUCGACACUCCAAGUAGACACAGUACCGGAGAUACGCAGCCAGCAGGAUGUGCAUGUGUUGGAUUUUGCCAUUACAGAGCAGCAACAGAGCCAGGACACUAUUGAACUGCUAGUUUUGGUGGCCCUGUCCGGCCGCGACUCGCUGGACUACUUCCUCGUCGAACUGGAACUCUCAGCAGCCGGAGGCGCAGUCCAAAAGGUGAUUCCACUUCGCGAUUUCCAACAACCCCAGCUGCCAAAGGAGCCCACCGGAACGCUUUUACUCCCGCAACCCGGACACACCGCAUAUGUGCAGUUCCCAGGCGCAGUGUGUGUCGCGUCCCUUGUUCAACCGGAAGACAGCCCUGAAGCACAGCUUCUUGCAGAUAGUGGACGACUGAGCGUGCCUUUCCAGGACACCGUGUACUUCCGUUCAGAUGUAACCAUCUCUGGCCAUGCCCUUGAAAUAGGACUACGGAAAGACAGGCGGGCGGCCGCACUUAUCUUUGUGCAGCAGUUUGGACUGGUGCAGAUUAGCACGUCGUCACCAACGGACGAGCAGAGUCGGGAGCGCAUAAAGGUCACGGCGCAGAGCAAGCUGGAGCAGGCAACAUUCUUCAGCACCAUUCCUGGUAACAUUAUUGAUUUUUCAGUCAAGUCUCGCUUCUCCUUCUCGGAAGAGGAGACUGCAGAAGCAGCCCUUGCCAUCAGCGCUGGUAUUUUGAGCUCAUCCUACGACUAUCUCGAAAAGACGAUUUCGAACAUGGACGAACAAUUCCAGCAACGCACCACGGCUCUCCAAACCCUGAUCUCUCAACUACAAACCCAGUAUCCGCCCUUGUCUUUUGACAAAAAAUGGCAGCUGCUGUGGCAUGCCGAAAAGCUAGCCGCUGCGCACAGGCUGUGGAACUGGUACCAGGACAAACUGCAGGAUCAGCAGGCUCAUCCAGACGCAUAUCCCGAGAAAAUCCUGAUGGGCGAUAUCGUCAGGGCUCUAAAUGAGCGCUACAAGACGGCUAUCAAUCCAGAGCUUGGCGAGACUGAUACCAUCCGACAGUUUUUCCUCAAGGACGUCGACUCUCUCCACGUUCUGAUUCCUUGGGGUUGGUUCUAUCUGCGAACCUUCUAUAUGAAAGAGGGCGCAAAGGAGCAGCCAUCGAUCAUGCAAAGGCUUAGCGAGGGUACUGAUGUUAUGCUUGUCGCUUUGGAGACUGCAUUUGAGUUCCGGCAAGCCAAUGUUGAAUUGUACGGACUCGACCCAGACUGUCUCCGUGACGGCAUUCUCAACCCCGAAGAGGGCUACGAUAUGCUCCCCCAAUUCUGGACGUCGUCGCACAAUAUCGUCAGCUCGAUUCGCAGUCUUAUCGAUGUCGGCCGUAAUCUUGCCGUGGAGAACUACGAAGAAGGUUACCAGGAGAUUCUUGCGCAAAAAAUUGGCAAAGACAACCCACGUCUAGUCAAGUUGGGCUGCCAGACGCAUAUCGAACGCUUCCAAUGGGCUCUCGCGCAGAGUGACGAAAAGACACGGGCCAUGGGCCGUAGCCUGAAAGACGAAUGGAACAACAAUGUCCGGCCAGCGCACAUUAUGGGCCUAAUGGAGAUUGGGCUCGCAACAGAGGGAAUGAAGCUUGCUGAGCAGUACCGGGACAUGCCUACACUUGUGAACCUCAUCUGGGAGGAGUCGAACUGGCUCGAAUCGGAAAAGGCAAACACGCGCAGCAAGAUGGAGCAGGCAGAAAGCACGGUCAAGCUCAACCGGAUAAAAGAGCGCAUUUCUCGGUACUUUGACCUGUACGGCGACGAAUGGGCUGGAGCAUUCUACAACAAAUACAUCAGCGAGAACCAAGCGGCGCAGCUGUUCAUGAAGGACUACCUCAACCAACCAGCGCUUACCAAGUUCUUGCGGUCUGAGCCUUCGCGAGUGCGGCUUGCGUGGAUCAACGAAGUGUGCGGCGAGCACGACUAUGAAGCCGCGGCCGAGGCUCUGUUCGAGGCUGGGUCGAAGCAGGAGACCAACUCGUGGUGCCAGCGUGUGGAGUUGUCCAUGGCCAAGCUCGCCCUACUCUGCAAGAAGGAGGUGAAGCAGGACGACGACCAACAAGCAGUGGUUGAUGCACGCCGAGAGAAGCCAAAGGCGCUGAAGGUGCGCGAAGCCAUGUCGCAGAGCAUCGAGCAGCAACUAGAGUACACCAAGAUUCAAGAGGAGGUGUACGAGCGAUUGCUGCCGGUAAUUACAGGUGCUCUGGAUGCGGACUCUGCCGUGGAGCUCUUGAUGAACGAGUUUGGGCAAGGCCGUCUCAAGGAUCGAUCAGCACACCAAGCGAUCCUCCGGGAGGGCUUUGAGAGCAUCGUCCAGCACAAGGUCAUUGAUCCGGCACUCAUGAUUGACAUUCUUACGUUGAUGAACGCGCAUGACAGCGAGAAUGGCACUACGCUGCUAGGCGGGGACGAGUUCACGUAUGCCUUGAGAGUUCUCGUUGUGAGCUGGCAUAACAUUCACCGCACAACACGCGAAGGGCUACUGAAGCUUGUAUGGAAACGGCUGGCUAUCAAAGACGACUGGGCAACGAUCAACAAGACAAGGGACAUUACGGAUGCGACGAUCAAUGAUGUGCUGCAGGAUACUGCCGUAUCAUGGACGUUCCGGGCGCUGUUCAGGAUGUGCUCUGAGAACACACUGGCCAGAAUCGUAUGGCCCAAGAGCCUCCGGGACCUAGUAGGCGCUGGGGGUACGCACGGCGAGCUUUGCGUGCGGUUUGCUGCCGAGGAUCUCCGCGAGCCUAUUAUCCGGGACAACCUGCUGGAUGAUGAUAUUCUGCAGGAGCACCUGGAUAAGAACCGGCUCAGCGACUGGUUCAAGGCAGCGUGGAAAGCGGGCAAGGCCAUGUACGACGAGGAGAUGGCAUUGGAGGGCAAAGCGCAAGCCGUGUCUCCGGCAGCGCAGCUGGGCAGUAACGGAGCGCUGGCAGACGGCGAGGCAGAGGCAGAGCAGGAGGGCGCUGGCGCCGAGGGGUUUGACGGAGACGACGAGAGCGCCGUGUUGGAGGAGCGGGAUGUCGAGAUGCUAGGCUCAUGAGGAGGUGUGGCCAACCACUAUUGAUUUCGUAUUCGGAUGUUCAUCGGGCGCGCGUGGGAUCAAGCAAGCCAGCAAGCAGCAAGCAGCAAGCAGACAGACAGGCAGGCAGGCAAGCAUCUGACAGGGCGUUUUGGCAUGUGUAGCUGGCGACGGGGGCAGAUUAGGCUAGUUUGUUAUUGUUUCUUUCAUGUUAGUUUCUAGCUGUAUUUGUAGCGGAUAGGGCUCGGUGUACCGGCGUUAUCAGGGCCAUGACACGACGGCCGGGGGGUAGGGAUGAAUACUUAGGAGGGGC